Messenger RNA from Paramecium sonneborni, 2367 nucleotides. The record is from the annotation of a GenBank genome assembly. Lineage: Eukaryota; Ciliophora; Oligohymenophorea; Peniculida; Parameciidae.
AUGAAAUUAUUCAUCGUAAUUACACUUGUUAUCUUGGCAACUACAAAUGAGACAGAAAGAAUGAAAAAAAUAUUGGAUGAGAUGCCUGAGAUUAAAGAAUCUUUAAUUGCUAAAAAACUUUUGGCUAGAGAGAUGGAAUUGGAAAGAGUUCUUGAAAUAAAAAAAGUUUCAGAAAUAAGUAGAACUUUGCUGAUUUAUUUAAGGUGAUUCCAUAUAAGAUUCCAUAUAAUUUAUAAAAGUGGCCUAGUUCACCUAUAAUAGCUCUAGCACAAAUUAUACUUAACCAAAUAUAACAUAUAAUACCACAUAUUCUAAUUAUUCAUAGCCUAACAGUUCUUCUAGUUAUUAGAAUCAAACAAAUAGUACAAAUGCUACAAAUUCAACAUAACCAAAUUAUUAUAAUACCUCAUAUCCAACCUAAAACAGCAUUAAUAAUUAUGUGACUUAUGAUAACCAAAGCUCUUUAAAUAACACAAAUUCUACAAGCAUAACAUGUUAAAUUGGAUAUUACUUGACAACAAAUUUAACCUGUUUACCUUGUUAGGCUAAUUGUGCUAUAUGUAGUUCACAAAGUAUUUGUGUUUCCUGCUAUUAUGGUUAUACUUUAUUUACAAGUUGAUGUUACUUAGAUUAUAAUACUACUUAAAAUUCUGUUAGUAAUUCAUAUGUUAUUGAUGAUACUUAUAGUAAUUCAACAUCAGCUUAUGGUACCUAAUAGAAUUAAACAUACAAUAAUUAUACAAAUCAAUCAAGAAUAAGAUAAAGAUUUGAUUAAUCAAGAGUUUAUCUUAAAUUAAGAAAUAAUUACUAUGAUAAUAACAAUUUCACUUAAAUAAUUUCUUAUUACAAUCAAUCAAAUCAUUAAUAGGAGACUGUUGUUCUAUUUAAUGAAUCUGCUGUAGUCUAAAGAUAAAUUUAAAAUGAAUAUUAUCUUUACUAAAAUAAUAGUUUAGUAAUUUUGAAUAGAGAAUUUGAUCCAUAAGGAAAUAUUGUUUAUAGAUCUAUUAAUUAUGAUUUCACUAUUGUAAUUUCUAUAUCAGAAGGAAAUUCUAAAAAAUUAAAAUAAAAUUAAGAAAUUUAUGGAACUAUUGUUUAUGGUUAUGGUAAUUUAAAUGCUUCGUACAACAAUUAAUAGGUAGAAUCAGGUUUAUAAUCUAAAAAUUAUAAUAUAUCCAAUAAUUAAAGUUAUUCAAAUGGAUGGAUGAAUUAUAAUUAGGUUAAUAAUUAAGGUUCUAUUAAAUAUCAAAACUAAAGUAAUGGAUAUUCUCAAUCAGAUUAUGCAAAUGCACACUCUGAUAUCUAAUAUAAUAAUUCUUAUUAUUAUGAAGGAAAUGUAAACUUUGAUAAUAAUUCAUCAAAUUCAAAAUCAAACUAUUCAAACUAUUAAAAAUCAUUAAAUUAUAAUAGUAGUUAUGAAAAGAUAGAUGGAAUUGGAUAUAGUAAUUCUACUUUCUAAGAAUAAAAUUCAUAAUUGAAUGGUUCUUCUUAAGCAAGUAAUUAUAAUGGAAAUAUAUCAUCUAAUUCAUAGGGUGUAAGUAACAGUUAUGUUCGUAAUGAUUAAUCUAAUAAUAUCUUUUAUCCAAAUUACGCACUGCUUAAUCAAUCUUCAAAUAUAUACAAUUAAAAUUCAAGUUACAAUAAUUCAGAAAAUUCUUAGAACAAUUAUUCCAGAUAUGAUAGUGCUGAGAAAUACUAAAGUAGAAAUUCAAUAAUUACUGAUAAUUAUAUUUAUUCACACAAUGUUUCUGAUCUUAAUUAACACUCAAAUGUUUAACAUUAAGAAACAUCAUAAUAUAAUGGAUAAAGUGAACAUGAAUUUGGUUACAAUGAUUCUACUGAUAUUUAAGGACAACUUAUCCGAGAUAAUUAUUAUAAAGUUAAUAAAAUAAAUACCACUUUUGAUGGUACAAUCAACCAAUAUAAUAAAUCGAAUGAUAAUUAUUUUGGAGAUACAAAUUCUUCAGCUUUUAAAAAUGUAGAUCUUAAAGUUACUGAUAAUUUUUCAAACUUUGCUUAAUUAAGAGGAUCAAAGAAAUUAGCAACAGGUUCAUGGAAAGAAGUCAACUAAAAAGAAUUUGAAAAUUCUAAUGGAUUAAUUGUAUAAGAAGUUAGAUAAGCUAUCACAAAUAAAUUUAAUCCUGAAUAAGAAGGAUUAUAAUUUGAUUCAAUAUCUAGCAUCUAAGAAUAAAUUGUUGCUGGAAUCAACUAUAAUAUUAAAUUGAAAUAUUUGAAUGCUAAUUCAAAAUCAAUCAUCUAUGAAGUUGUGCUUUACACAAUGUAAUUUAUUCUUUAUUAUUAAAUAGACCUUGGGCUAAUUAACCCAAUUAAUUAAUCAGCUGUUCCAGACUUGAUUAAUCAGAAAUAUGA